CCAUCCCAUCGCAGUUGAACCUUCCCCCGAACAUUAUAAAAAGGGAUCAACCCCUAACCGGAAGUGCUGAUUAUGAAUGUGCAUUUUUAAUCAUGUAAUAUUCUGAACUGGAUUAACGAAAGUGAAAUUGCACCUGCACUCCACCAACGGUCAACGUUCUCACAUGUAUUUACCUACCUCUCUGACACGCAUCAUUCCCUUCCCUUUCUACCGAGUCCCUUUCAGAUCACCGCCGUCCAGCACCGAUGAUGAAGGAUUGCUUCCGACCCUGGCCAACGGACAUCUCGGCUUUACGGUCUUUGGUGAUGCGAUCUACAUGAACGGUUUGUACAACGGUCACCGAGGGCUGAGUCAUAGGGCGAGAAUAGCAAACAUUGCCAACAUUCGUCUCGGAGGAACAGGGCGGCCCUUCGAAAACGGCUUCUCCGGUGGGAACCAACCGCCGCCGCCAUGGACGAUGGACUUCGAGACGGGCACGUUUUGCGCCGAUUAUCGAGGACCUAAUAAUAGCUUCAGGGUAGUGCAGCUGAUCUAUCCCCAUCAAUUGUACAAUCGUGCGAUCGUCAAUCAAUUCACGAUCGAACGGCUCGAUGGCGAAGGUGAUAUCCACAUCGGCAUAAUUCAGAGCAUCACCUUUCCUGGCAGUGAAGACAUCGCAUUCAACCCGACCAACACCACCUUCAUUAGCUCUGACGCGGAACGGACAGCAAUGAACUUUGGCAAUGAAUAUUCAGUUAAGGUGUACCAAACAUGUGGAACCACGGUGGAACUGGAGGAUCCCGACCAUCAGCACCAGCAGCGACACGUCUGUGUCUUAUGGAAUCAUGUUCCAGAAGAGCUCACACUGAAACGGUCCGAGCGCACGGUGUCGUACAAAUUUAUAAUGACGGCUGAUGAAAGUGCCAGCCUGGCCCGCCAAGAGCUGACUGAUGCCAUCCUCACCGAAGACAAUGAGCUGCUGCGUCGCCACAGCAACGUUUGGCGAGGCUUCUGGAGCGAUUUUGAUAUCAGAACCGAGGGCAAUCCGAACCUUGAACGAAUUAUCCGGGCAAGCGUGUUCUAUUUGAUAAGUAACUUUCCGCUUGGGAUGGCAUCGUCGUCGGCUAGAGCUUAUCUCUUCGGUGGAUUGAGUCCAACGGGACUUGGUCGCGGUGGCUCCAAUCUGGCUGAUUACGAAGGACAUUCGUUCUGGGAUACGGAGCUCUGGAUGUUCCCGGUGGUAAAUCUAAUCGAGAGCGAAUUUGCCGAGAUGAUGGUUGAUUAUAGAUACCGAAGGAUGGAAGCUGCUCGGCGGAACGCCGAAGCAGGUGGCUAUCGUGGAAUAAAAUACCCCUGGGAAAGCGCUUCGUCGGGUGUCGAGGUGACUCAACCCUGCUGCCCGGAAGUGGCGCAAUUUCAACACCACAUUACCGCAGAUAUAAGUUUCGCUUUGCGGCAGUACUUUUCCGCCACGCAAGACCUCGUCUGGUUGCGCAACCAAGGAUGCUCGAUGGCUCAGGCAAUUGCCGAAUUUUGGGCCAGCCGAAUCUCGCCCGAUCCCGUUACAGGGCUGUUCGACAUCAAGGAGGUGAUGGGACCGGAUGAAGAUCAUGAAAAUGUUACCAACAACGCAUACACCAACGUGAUCGCGGCUUAUGCGCUGUAUUUUGGCGACCUGACGAAAUGCCUCUGCAGCAAAGGCGGCGACGACGACAACGGUGCCGAUAGUGGUAAUAAAACAAAUCCGAUGAACCUGGACAAAGACGUGGCGCCGCCCAUCUCCACCAGCGGAAACUGGAGUGCACUGGCGAGACAGGUAAAGUUGCUUUAUGACACCGAAAAUGACUAUCAUCCCCAGUUCGAGGGCUACCAAUUGGGGACAGUCAUUAAACAGGCGGACACCGUGCUGCUGGGCUAUCCUCUGCAGUACCCCGGAAUGGAUGCCGAUACUCGGGGUAACGAUUUGCGGUUUUACGAAUCAGUCACCAGACGAUCCGGGCCGGCAAUGACCUGGGCCAUGCAUGCCAUUAACUAUUUGGAUUUGGGCAAAACGGUGAAAGGUUUGGAGAAUUUCGAAAGAAGCUACAAAGGCUACGUGCGGGAACCGUUCUGCGUGUGGAAUGAAGUGGAACGAGGGCUUGACAAUGGAGCUACCAAUUUCAUCACCGGUGCCGGGGGGUUUCUGCAAGCUGUGAUAAAUGGUUUUGGAGGUGUUAGACUAUUCCUGGAUCGGAUGGAGAUAGGAAAUUCGCAGUUACCUCCUGAAACGACGCAGCUCGAAGUCAAAGGAUUGCAGUACUUGGGCGCGAAAUUUACGCUGUCGGUUUCAAGCGAUAUGACCUCCGUAAAAUUCACGAGACUUACACGGGAUUUGAGUGUAUGCAUUGGUAGUUUGCCGUGUGGGUCAGUGAUAUUGAAUCAAAUAUGUAAGUAUGUCCUGUUUAAGGGGUGA
Messenger RNA from Ochlerotatus camptorhynchus, 2431 nucleotides. Its product is annotated as protein-glucosylgalactosylhydroxylysine glucosidase-like. The record is from RefSeq and is a predicted model, not a curated record. NCBI's taxonomy places the organism in Eukaryota, Metazoa, Arthropoda, Insecta, Diptera, Culicidae. The coding region runs from base 164 to 2431 and encodes 755 amino acids. The transcript is spliced from 6 exons. Gene Ontology annotation, biological process: carbohydrate metabolic process. Gene Ontology annotation, molecular function: hydrolase activity, hydrolyzing O-glycosyl compounds.